Messenger RNA from Phymastichus coffea, 3807 nucleotides. Its product is annotated as neprilysin-4-like. NCBI's taxonomy places the organism in Eukaryota, Metazoa, Arthropoda, Insecta, Hymenoptera, Eulophidae. Gene Ontology annotation, biological process: protein processing. Gene Ontology annotation, cellular component: plasma membrane. The transcript is spliced from 16 exons. The coding region runs from base 534 to 3587 and encodes 1017 amino acids. The record is from RefSeq and is a predicted model, not a curated record. Gene Ontology annotation, molecular function: metalloendopeptidase activity.
UGCCGACGACGUUGCGACGAGCGCGCGCGCUAAUUGGCCCCGCGAGCUCUCGCGUGCACGCCGAUGAAUAUGCAUCGUCCCGUCGAAUUAGAGCGAGCAACGAGUCUCUCGUAACGCGCCAGCGCCCUGCCUCCGCGCUCAUUUUUAUCGCGCUCUCUCUCUCUCUCGCUCGCGCUCUCGAUCUCCCAUUCGCCCGAAACGUUGCGAUUAAUCUGUCGAGGCCACGGCUCGGGGCAGCGUCAAUAGCGCGAUAACUCGGCGAGUCCGCGACAGUUUCUCCAAUCGGCGCGAGUCGCAAUUGCCGCCGACGGCUCCAAGCGGAACCGCUCGGAUUUUUGCGUGACCUCCCGGCCGCUCGGCGUGCCGUGCUCUCGGCGUUGCAUCGUUAGCGCUCUACUGUCCUCAUAAAGUGCCCGUGGCUCGCGACGACCGAACGCGCUCGAGCCGACCUCGUCGCGAAAACAAGCGGCGAUCAUCGUCCCUUCUUCUCGCUUCGAGCGACGUCAGCGCGAAGCAAGCAGCGACCAGGGAGGAUGCGCCUGAGUCGACAGCAGCAGCAGCAGCAGCAGCAGCAGCAGCAGCAUCAGCAGCAGCAUCAGAUCAGCGACGACGAGGACGAGGAGGACACGUGUCCAGCAGCAGCCGCGGGCAUCUGUCCGUCCUGCCGCCUCGCCGUCAACAAGGACACGGGCCGACACAAAUGGUGCAUGGGCGGCAAUGACAUUUGGCGGACGAGGAUAAGGUUCAUGCUGCUGAUCCCCGCGGUCAUACUACCGCUGACGAUCAUCGUCAUCGCCCUGUCCAAGUCCACUGUGGUCGGCAAACUGUCGAUGCGCAACAGCCAACCGCAGCAGCAGCAGCAGCAGCAGCAGCAGCAGCAGCCGGCGCCGCCGCCGAGCGCCGAUGACGAGCGCGCCGCCGGCUUUAUACCGGGAGCGCGCAGCGACUACGUCAAGCACGCGGAGCUGAGCGUCCGCGCGUUGCAGCCGGACCUGCGGACGAGCUUCCUGCCGGCGGAGUCCCUCGACGCCCUGUGCUCGCUGCAGCGGCGAAAGCGCGACAGCCAGCGCCAGCGAGCAGCGCCGGCUUCAAUCGACGCCGGCGCCACCACCACCACCACCAGCGCUGCCGCCACGAGGACGUCAAAAGGGCAAGCGGCGACGUCGCCUCGGCGGCAUUCAACGGCUGUGGGAGCGGACCUGAAAAGCGAGCAGCCGCUUCGGGAACUGACUAGGCCCGCGAGAAGCAGCGCCUCGUCGGAGGAGGACACGGAGGAAGAGGAUUGCAUCGAGGAGGACGGCGACUUGGAGGAGGAUGAGAUCGCGGACGAGCGAGAAGAGGAUUCCGAGGACUCCGAGGACGAGGACGAAGACGCGCAAGUGGAGCAGCAGGAGGAAAAGCGCGGUGUCGCGGUGCACUGGCGCACGCGAUCGACCGUCGAGAAUUUCGACGUCGACAAGAGCCACAGUCGCGAGGACGACGACGACUCCGCGCCCUACAGCGUCGAGGACCACGAAUCUAUGGAUUAUCGUGCCUUUUGGAGGAGCAACUGGGACGAGGACUUCAUUCGCAAGGCUCAAGCUAAGAUGAUGCUGAAGUACAUGGACAGAACGGUAGCGGCGUGCGACGACUUUUAUCAGUACUCGUGCGGCAACUGGGACAAGUACAACAGCAUCCCCGAGGACAAGACGGGCUACGACGUGUUCGAGACGCUGCGCGAGUCCCUCGACCUCGUGCUCAAGCAGCUGCUCGAGGAACCGGUGUCCAGUGCCGACGCGUACGACGCCAGCGCCGUUCGCAAGGCCAAGAACCUGUUCGACAGCUGCAUGAACAGCGGGAUACUGGAGCGCCGGCUGGAGCGGCCGCUGCUCGAGUUGCUGGACGACCUGGGCGGCUGGCCGAUCAUAAGACCCGAGUGGGACUACCGUAGGUUCGACUGGCUGCUGCUCGUCGCACGGCUGAGACUCUACAGCAACGACAUCCUCAUCUCCGAGUGGAUCGGGCCCGACAUCAAGAACAGCGAGCAGUACAUCAUCCAGCUCGAUCAGACGAGUCUCGGCUUGCCCACCAAGGACUACUACCUGGAGGCCUCCAACACCGUCUACCUGAUGGCCUACAAGAACUACCUCGUGACGAUCGCCAGCCUGCUCGGCGCCUCGCUCAAAAGCGCCAGCCUGCACGCCGAGGAGCUGGUCCGCUUCGAGAUUCAGCUCGCCAACAUCACCCUGUCGCCGAGCGAGCGGCGAAACUCUUCGGAGCUCUACAGGCGGAUGAGGCUGGACGAGCUGCACGCCCUCAUACCCGAGAUCGACUGGCACAGAUACCUGUCGCUCGUCCUCGAUCGGCCGGUCGGUCUGUCCGAGCCGGUGAUGGUUUUCGCCACCGAGUACCUGCAGAACCUGGUCAAACUGCUGUCGCGGACGCCGCCGAGGAUAGUGGCCAAUUAUCUGUUGUGGCGCUUCGUGCGACAUCGCGUGAACAAUCUAGAUGAUCGGUUUCAAGAGGCCAAGCAGACCUUCUACUACAUCCUGCUGGGCAGAGAGAAGGCGCCCUCGCGUUGGAAGAACUGCGUGGCCCAGGUUAACUGGAACAUGGGCGUGGCGGUCGGCUCGAUCUUCGUGAGGAAGUACUUCGACGAGACGAGUAAAAACGACACGCUGUUCAUGACGCGAGAGAUACAGAACGCGUUCCACGAGCUGCUCAAUCAGUCGCCGUGGCUGGACACCACCACCAAACGGCUGGCCAGCGAGAAGGUCAAAGCGAUGCAGCUGCGGAUCGGCUACCCGGACUUCAUCUUGCAUCCCAGCGAGCUCGACCGCCAGUUCCACGAUGUCCACAUUCACCCGGACAAGUACUUCGAGAACAUCUUGAACAUGCUACGCCACACGACGCGGGUCGAGCACGACAGACUCGGCACUCCGGUCAACAAGACCCUGUGGAACACUGGUCCGGCUAUCGUCAACGCUUACUACAAUCGCAACAGGAAUCAAAUAACCUUCCCGGCGGGGAUACUGCAGCCGCCGUUCUAUCAUCGAUACUUUCCUAGGAGCCUCAAUUAUGGCGGCAUCGGCGUUGUUAUCGGCCAUGAAAUCACUCACGGCUUCGACAAUAAGGGCCGCAUGUUUGACAAGUUUGGUAACUUUCAUCGAUGGUGGAGCGAGGCAACUAUCAAUGAGUUUGAGCAGCGAGCUUCGUGCUUUAUUGAUCAGUACAACAAAUACAUGGUAAAAGAUGUAGCUUUGCAAGUCGACGGCUUCAAUACUCAAGGUGAAAAUAUUGCCGACAACGGUGGUAUCAAGCAAGCUUUCCGGGCUUACGAGAAAUGGUUAUCGCAAAACUCGGACGCCAAAGAAAGUUUGCCAGGUAUCGACGCAACUGGUAAGCAACUUUUCUUCCUCAACUUUGCGCAAGUUUGGUGUGGCUCGAUGCGGCCCGAGGCGAUGCGACACAAAAUCAAGACGGAUCUACAUUCGCCUGGCCGCUUUCGCGUGAUUGGCACUCUGUCGAACUUUGAAGAGUUCUCAAAGGCUUUUAAUUGCCCGUUGGGAAGUCCUAUGAAUCCUGUGAACAAGUGCCUCGUUUGGUGACUUCCAAAUUGCCUAGACUUUUUUUUAUCUUCCUUUCUCGUUUAGUUUUCGAGCAAUAAUCGCUUCGUGCUCAUCGCCGAGCAAUAAUCAAAACAUGAAAUAGUUUUUAAUAAAUCGCUCAUAAGCCAUGACAAAUAUUUCAAACUACAUCGCGUCAUAUAUAGUAAAGAAACUCGAAUUUAUUAUAAAGCUCACAUAUACAAACAAGUAGUCUAACGCG